AUGUCCAAAAAGGAACCCACUCGCGCUCAGCUGUCUUCGCGUCUGGCCUAUCAGUCUCGAACACCUGCGUUCCUGCUCAGGAUGCAGCAAGGUUUGGGCGGAGGGGGAAGGAGGGAUGACGAUGAUGACGACGAGUUUGAGGAUGAUGGCUCUGGGAGACCUCCCAUCCCCAAGCGUCCGGCCAUUCCAGAACGCCCGGACGGCGAGCCUGGGAGCGAAGAUGAAGACGAUCUGGACGAGAAGCCGCAGGUCGUGGUGUUGAGGGAGGGCAAGCAUCUGACGGAGAGGGAGGUCGAGAAUGAAAGGCGGAAAGCGAAGGGCCUCCCUCCUCUACCUGAGCCUACGGAGAAUGGCUCUGCUACUGCGAAGGAUGAGUACUCCGAAGGGUCGGCGUCAGCAGAGUCGAAGUCAUCCAAGCAGCCGGGUCUGUCAUUCGGCGCGUCUAGCAAAGCAAAAGGCGCGAAACGCAAAGCAGUCGGGGACGGUCGAGACGACGCGGAGAAACUGAAACCCGAUGUCGCAGUCAAAGCAACCAAGAAGAAGGCAAAAAAACAAGACAAGAAGUUGCUGUCGUUCGCCGAGGAUGCAUAA
Messenger RNA from Dichomitus squalens LYAD-421 SS1, 591 nucleotides. RefSeq lists its product as uncharacterized. NCBI's taxonomy places the organism in Eukaryota, Fungi, Basidiomycota, Agaricomycetes, Polyporales, Polyporaceae. The transcript has 2 exons. Bases 1 to 591 code for a protein of 196 amino acids. The record is from RefSeq and is a predicted model, not a curated record.